AUGCAGCUGAAACACAUGAAAACCCUGCUCCCUCCUCAGGAGGGGGGAGCGGGGAAGGUAACAUGUUCGGCCUGGUCUCCAAACAACAUGCGUUUUGCCGUCUGCACCGUGGACCGUGUGGUUCUGCUGUACGACGAGCAGGGAGAGAGGAGGGAUAAGUUCUCCACCAAACCUGCUGAUGCCAAGUUUGGGAAACAGAGCUACACAGUGACAGACAUGGCCUUCUCUCCGGACUCCACGCGGAUCGCUAUCGCUCAGUCUGACAACAUCGUCUACGUCUACAAGAUCGGAGCUGAGUGGGGCGACAAGAAAUCCAUCUGCAACAAGUUUUUACAGAAUAGCGCAGUGACACGACUGCUGUGGCCCGCGGAGAACGCCAUUGUCUUGGGGUUAGCGGAUGGAAAGGUGCGUCUGGCAAACACUCAGACCAACAAGUCGUCUACUCUGUUCGGAACAGAGUCCUACGUCGUGUCGCUGACCUCAAAUGCAUCAGGGAAGGGCGUUCUGUCGGGACACGCUAAUGGGACUGUGGUUCGUUAUUUCUUUGACGAUGAGGGAUCCGGAGACUCACAGGGUAAGGUUCUGGUCCACCCCUGCCCCCCGUACGCCCUGGGCUGGGGUCUGAAUGGUAUCCUGGUGGGGGGUUGUGAUCGUCGUAUCGUGGCGUACAGCCGAGAGGGCCUCGUGCUGCAGACCUUCGACCACAGCAGAGACCCGAGCGAGAGAGACUUCACCACAGCCGUGACCAGCCCCAGCGGCCAGAGUGUAGUGUUCGGCAGCUAUGACCGGCUGCGUGUAUUUAACUGGGCGCCGCGCAGAGGUGUCUGGGACGAGGCCAAACCCAAAGACAUCACCAACCUCUACAGCAUCACCAGCCUGAGCUGGAAGAGAGACGGCUCCAAGCUGUGUGCUGGGACCUUGUGUGGAGCAGUGGAGCUGUUCGACUGCUGCUUGAGGAGGAGCAUCUACAAGAACAAGUUUGAAAUCACAUACGAGGGACUGAGUCAGGUGCUGGUGAGAAACCUGUCCUCUGGUUCUCGGGUCAUCCUGAAGUCUGGUUACGGUUAUGAGAUCGAGGAGGUGAAGAUCAUGGGACAAGACCGGUACCUGGUGUCACACACAUCUGACACACUGCUGCUGGCAGACCUGCUACACAACAAGCUGAGCGAGGUGCCGUGGCCCGGCUCCGGGGGAAAUGAAAAGUUCUUCUUUGAAAAUGAGUCGGUGUGUUUGAUCUUUAACGCUGGAGAGCUCAGUCUGGUGGAGUAUGGCAACAACCAAGUCCUGGGAUCAGUACGGACCGAUUUCAUGAACCCACACCUCAUCAGUGUGUGUCUAAACGAGAGGAAGCUGCGUGGAGCUGAAGACAAUAAGAAACUGGCGUACCUUAUCGACCUGAAGACCAUUGCCAUCGUGGACUUGAGCAGAGGCUACAGUCUGGGGACCAUCAGCCACGACUCAAAGAUCGACUGGUUAGAACUGAACAAGACCGGGAGGAAACUGUUGUUUAGAGACAAGAAACUCAGGCUGCUCCUGUUGGACCUGGCGUCCGGCCUGAGGACCACUCUGCUGGGAUUCUGCUCCUUCGUGCAGUGGGUUCCAGGCAGUGAUGUGGUGGUGGCUCAGAACAGAGGGAAUCUGUGUGUGUGGUACAACAUUGAGAGCCCAGACAGCGCCACCAUGCUGCCUAUCAAGGGUGACAUAGUGGAGAUAGAGCGUGUAGAUGGAAAGACUAACGUAGUGAUCUCUGAGGGUCUGAACACUGUGACCUUCGUCCUGGACGAGGGACUCAUCGAGUUCGGGACCGCGAUCGACGAUGGAGACUACGAGCGAGCCACAGCGUUCCUGGAGUCGUUGGAGAUGUGUCCAGAGACAGAAGCCAUGUGGAAAACUCUGAGCAAACUGUCUCUGGAGGAGAGACAGCUGCACAUCACCCAGAGGUGUUGUGCGGCCCUGGGAGAUGUGUCCACAGCUCGGUUCCUGCAGCAGAUUAAUCAGACGGUGGAGGCAGUGGAGCAGGAAGCGGGGGGAGACGGCACGCUGCACUACAAAGUCCAGGCCCAGAUUGCUGCUCUGAACAAGGACUUUAAACUGGCUGAAAGGUUCUACUUAGAGCAGAACGCUGUGGACGAGGCCAUCGAGAUGUACCAAGAGCUGCACAUGUGGGACCAGAGCAUCUCUGUGGCUGAGGCCAAGAGUCACCCAGAGCUGGAGACUCUCCGCAGCAGUUAUCUGUCGUGGCUCACAGACACAGCACAGGACGAGAAGGCAGGAGAGGUGAAGGAGGCGGAGGGAGACCUGUCCUCAGCCAUCAGUCUGUACCUCAGAGCUGGACUCCCGGCUAAAGCUGCCAGACUGGCCCUCAGCAAACCUCAUCUGAUCCAGGACUCAGACCUGGUCAACCGCAUCGCAGCCAGUCUGGUGCAGGCAGAGUUCCAUGAGCGGGCUGGAGAUCUGUACGAGAGUAUCAGGAACCACAAGAGGGCGCUGGAGUGUUACGUCAAAGGAGGAGCCUUUAGGAAAGCGGUGGAGUUGUCUCGCGCCUCCUUCCCCUCUGAGGUGGUGCGUCUGGAGGAGUUGUGGGGAGAGUACCUGGUCCAGCAGAAGCAGAUGGACGCAGCCAUUAACCAUUUCAUCGAAGCCGGUUGCUCAAUCAAAGCCAUAGAGGCCGCUGUUGCUGCUCGUCAGUGGAAGAAGGCCGUCCACAUCCUGGAGCUUCAAGACGACGCAGCAGCGGCAAAAUAUUAUGUGAAGAUCGCACACCACUAUGCCUCAGUGCAUGACUAUGAGGUGGCCGAGCAGCUGUUUGUUAAAGGAGGACGCAUUAAAGACGCCAUCGACAUGUACACGACAGCAGGACGCUGGGAGGACGCACACAAGCUUGCAGUAAAGUGUAUGAACGAGGAGGAGGUGCGAGCUCUCUACGCCAGCAGAGCUCAGGAAAUGGAGACAGAGGGAAAGUUCAAGGAGGCGGAACGGUUGUACUCUGCGGUGAAGCAGCCGGACAUGGCCAUCAGUAUGUACAAGAAGAACAGGAUGUUUGACGAUGUGAUUCGCCUCGUGGCAAAGAACCAUCCAGACCUGCUGAGCGAGACCCACCUACACCUGGCCAAGGAGCUGGAGCUGGAGAGCCGCUUCUCGGAGGCGGAGCAUCACUUCAUGGAGGCCGGAGACUGGAAAGCAGCGAUCAGCAUGUUCCGCGCUCACAGUCUGUGGGAGGAGGCGCACCGGGUUGCUAAGAGCCACGGAGGCCCCAGUGUACAGAAGCAGGUGGCGUAUCUGUGGGCCAAAGAUCUGAGGGGAGAAGCCGCCGUCAAACUACUGUCACGCUAUGGUCUGGUGGAGUACGCCAUCGAGUUCGCCUGCAACGACCUAACGUUUGAGUUUGCCUUUGAACUGGCUCAGCUCGCUGCCAAAGACAAGGUCCCAGAGGUGCACCUGAAGACCGCCAUCUACCUGGAGGACGAGGGCAAGUUCCCCGAGGCUGAAGCCGAGUUCAUUAAGGCGGGAAAACCCAAGGAAGCCGUGCUCAUGUACAUUCACACUAAAGACUGGCCCAGUGCGCAGCGUGUGGCGGAGGCCUAUGACCCUCUCAGUGUCAAUGAGGUCCUUGAGUCUGAGGCCACAGAGUGUUUCGCUCAGAGAGACUUCAGCCGAGCAGAGACUCUGUUACUGAGGGCACAGAGACCUGAGCUCACUGUGCAGCUAUACAAGAAUGCUCACAUGUGGAGUGACGCUCUGAGGAUCUGUAAAGAGUUUCUCCCAAACCAUCUGUCCAAACUGCAGGAGGAGUUCGAACAGGACGCCUCCAAGAAGGGGAACAAUGGAGCAGAGGUCCUCCUGGAACAGGCCAGAGAGUGGGAGGCCGCAGGAGAACAUCUCAGAGCAGUGGACUGUUACCUCAAAGUGAACGACGAGAGCAAACUGCAAGAGAAGUGCUGGAUGAAGGCAGCAGAGUUGUCCAUAAAAUUCCUGUCUCCUGAGAAGGCUGUGGAGGUGGUGAAGCUGGUGGGCCCUCGCCUGGCCAGGCUGAGGCAGUUUAAAGCUGCCGCAGAGCUGUAUAUGAACGUGGACCUGAUCCGAGAAGCUGUCGACGUCUUCAUCUACGGAGAAGAGUGGAACAAGGCCAAGAGGGUCGCCAAGGAGAUGGACCCCAGACUGGAGGACUAUGUGGACCAGAAAUACAAGGAGCACCUGAAGAACCAGGGACAAGUCGAGUCGCUGGCCGGGAUCGACGUCAUGGCAGCCUUGGACAUGUACGCAGAAAGAGGCCAGUGGGAGAAGUGUCUAGAGACCGCUUCCAAACAGAACUUUAAGAUCCUGCACAAAUACAUAGCUCUGUAUGCGACUCAGCUGAUCAAAGAGGAGGAGCCAGUGAAAGCGCUGCAGCUGUACGUCACACAUGGAGCUCCGCCCAACAGCCAGAACUUCAACAUCUACAGGCGUCUGUUUGUGGAUGUGGUGAACCUGCCGCACACAGACUCAGUUGAAGGGUACCGUGUGUGGGCCGACCUGCGGGACGUCCUGCUGCAGCUGUGUGAUAAUAUUUCCAAAUCGGGUGAGGCGGACUCUGCAGCUCACCACGACUUUGAGCAGAUGCUGCUGAUCGCUCACUACUACGCUACAAGAUCUGCAGCGAAAGGAGUCUCUCAACUGUCUCCCCUGGCCUGUAUGCUGUCGGUGUCUCUCCUCCGUCACACAGAGAUGGUUCCUGCAGACAAAGCGUUCUUCGAGGCGGGCUCCGACUGCAGGACGGAAGGCUGGAACAACAUGGCCUUCGUCUUCCUCAAUCACUUCCUGGAUCUGUGCGAUGCUGUGGAGGAGGGCUCUCUGGAUGGACUGGACCACUCAGACUUCAUGGAUACGGACAUUCCCUUCGAAGUCCCGGUUCCCUGUAAACUCUACGUCUCAGAGGAGCAGAGGGAGCAGGUGCGGGACUGGGUCUUGAUGGUCUCCAUGGACCAGCGGCUGGAGCAGGUUUUACCCCGAGACGAGAGGAACUGUUACGAGGCUGCAUUGACGUCUCCAAGUACAGGACUGACCUCCCUGCCCUGUGUGAUCACUGGGUACCCCGUCCUCAGGAACCAGCUGGAGUUUUCCUCUGGACGAGCUGCGAACAAAGACGACUGGAACAAGUUCCUCAUGGCCACAAAGACGUCUCACAGCCCUGAGUGUCAGGACGUGCUCAAGUUUGUGGGACAGUGGUGCGGAGCUCAGCCUGGACAAGGAUUCUCUUUCCACUGA
This is a messenger RNA of Knipowitschia caucasica, 5244 nucleotides long. NCBI's taxonomy places the organism in Eukaryota, Metazoa, Chordata, Actinopteri, Gobiiformes, Gobiidae. The record is from the annotation of a GenBank genome assembly.